AUGAGUGUGAGAUAUCAGUUUGAAAGAUCUGCGUGGGCUUGUUCUACCGUCUCCUUGCCUUGCGUUGUUGUCUUAGCUGAGAUGUGCAAGAUAUGGCCAUAUAUCAUAUAUCCGGCCGGUGUUGAUGAGAGCUUGAAUCUGAAUAGUGGAAGUUCACGAAGCGAUGAAAACAACCGUGACAUGGCUAGAACGAUUGAAAUAUGUAUUCAUGGGUUCCCUCCUACGCCGCCUUCUCUUUUUGUUCCCAAAAACGCCGUUUUCCAUCCAUAG
Colletotrichum lupini is the source of this 270-nucleotide messenger RNA. RefSeq lists its product as uncharacterized. The transcript has 3 exons. NCBI's taxonomy places the organism in Eukaryota, Fungi, Ascomycota, Sordariomycetes, Glomerellales, Glomerellaceae. Bases 1 to 270 code for a protein of 89 amino acids. The record is from RefSeq and is a predicted model, not a curated record.